AAACUAAACUUAGUCGCUAUAAGUCGUCGCGACAGAACUGAAUUCUUAUCGCGUCUGCAAGUUUAAAUGCAGAUUUUUCCGUCCUUUUCCUUUUAAAGACCUUUUUAAGUACUAAUUCAUUAGUAGAUCAAUGAUCUGUGAUUAUUAUAUAGUCAAUGUUGUUAUGUAAUUGAAAUUAUUUAAUUAAAGUUAAGUACAAUUUUUUAAUGUGGAAAGAAUAGUGUGAGGGGAACAACGUUUUUGUAAAAGUGCAGAUAUGGAAUGGUGUAAUGUUUAUUUAUUAGUAAUUUCUUUAUGUUUAUGUAGUAUAUUAGCUACUCAUCGCAGUGAGAAUAAAGUCGAAAAGAGACUAUCAUACGUAGACACAUUAAUUGAGAACUUACAAAGUGAAAAUUGGGAAAAUGAUGUGGUUUGUUAUGAUAAGAUUUUAGAAAUAUUGCAUAGUGCACGAAAUUCCUCGUUAUGGGCUGUUUGGGUGUUAGAUUCAAUACAACUUCCGACGGGUGUUUUAUACGGAUCAAAAUAUCAAUUGGGGAAUUACGAUGAAUGUAUGAAAGCGGUAUGGUUAAACACCCACCCAGAAUUGCGAACUAAAUAUUGCCUUGCCGAUGUGCAGUUAACCGAUGUUAUGCCACAAAAAGGAGGAGAAUUCAACCCUUAUGGGACUAUGGAGCCUUAUAUCAAUACUAAAACGAAACACGCACGAGCCCUGAACACAAUCACGUGGGGCAUCUGUGUGCCCUCGCAAUGCGGGAAAGAGGGUGUGGCGAUAUUCCUGAGGAUGCUUCUCAGGUUCAGUGCUCUCGGAGGACUAUCCUCAGAGCCCCGUAUCUCUGUGGAUGACUGCCAGCUGGCUGGUGAACCGUACUUGUAUGGUACAGGAGUUUCAGUGUUCUUUUAUGUAAUAUUGUCCUUGAUGAUAAUAGCUGUUGCGUCGACGUGGUAUCUAUCAGUAAACGACUGUGAAACAUCAGACUCAAUCUUGCCAAAACUAGCCAAAGUAUUCUGCAUGAACAAGAACACUUACGACCUGGUGAAACCAAGUUCUGAUGACAUCCCAGCGCUGCACGGCGUAAGAGCAUUGACUGCGUUCAUCUUCGUGCUGACUCACCAGGUCUUCUUUCAUAACUCUGCUGCUGUUGUCAAUGGACUUGACGUAGAUAAGGACUUGGACAUGGUAUUAUUUACAACCCACACUGAUCUGCUCACUGACACGUUUCUGCUGAUGUCAGGAUUGCUUCUAGCAAGAGGGUUGGCUACCAAGGAAAAGCUGGAGAACCCACUGUUAGCUCUCUGGAAACGAUAUAUCAGAUUAAUCGGCCCAAUGGCUCUGAUGGUGUACUACAUGGCUUCCGUAUUUAAGCACAUGGGAGACGGUCCUAUGUGGCCUCGCUUGGUCGGUUACGAGCAGGAGACUUGCGAGAAAAAUUGGUGGCUUAGUCUACUUAUGCUCAACAACUAUAUUAACAGUGAGGAAAUGUGCUACAUUAUCCUAUGGUAUAUACCAGCGGACUACCAACUGACGAUCCUCGGAAUAGCACUGAUUUACCUCUGCCGUCGCCACCGUCGUCUAGGGAUGGUCACCGUAGGAGUAGUAGCAUUAUUAUCCGUGUUGCUACCAGCAGUGGACACCUAUCACCAGCGACUGCCAGCCACUUUAAUUUAUGAUAUUGAGACAAUGAUUAACAUCCGUGGCAACGCGGUAUUCAACAACACAUACAUCCGCAGCCACCAUCGCGUCGGCGCCUACCUUGUGGGGCUGGCAGUCGGCUGCCUCAUGGCCUGGUACAAGCCUCCUCAAUAUAGAAACAUCAUCAAUAAGAAAUGGUCAACAAUCCUGUUCACCCUGGUCUUCAUCCUCGCCUGGAUCCCUCUAAGCAUGGGCGGAGUGUUCUACAUCCGGGAGUACGAUGUUUUGGAAGCAACGGCGUAUGCCGCCACCAACAGAAUCGUCUGGGCAUUGGCUAUCAGCGGGAUAAUCAUAAUUUGCGAGUACGGGCAUAUACCCAUAGUCAAUAAUCUCCUUGGCUGGAGUGCAUGGGUGCCGCUGAGCCGCCUGUCAUACGGGUUGUACCUGACACAUCCUGCCCUCAUCAUGUACAAUGUCUACUCAGCCAGGGCGCCGCUCACACAGAAUCCCUUCACCAUGCUAAGCCAUACAUUCGGGCCGCUGGUGAUUGGAUGUCUAUUAAGUCUGGUGAUCUGGUUGCUGGUCCACGCUCCUAUCAUAGGUCUGACGAACCUCAAAUUUGGGAGCAAAAAACAAGCACCACAAAAAUCCUUACCAGAAGAUUCGUCACCGGAGAACAAUAUAGGAAAAGUAGAAAUUAAUAAUGUUAAUAAUAAAAUUAAAAUCUUAUAACCAAGA
Molecule: messenger RNA, 2368 nt
Organism: Pectinophora gossypiella (pink bollworm)
Lineage: Eukaryota; Metazoa; Arthropoda; Insecta; Lepidoptera; Gelechiidae
Product: nose resistant to fluoxetine protein 6-like
Exons: 14
Coding region: 257-2362 (701 amino acids)
Molecular function (GO): acyltransferase activity, transferring groups other than amino-acyl groups
Source: RefSeq, a predicted model, not a curated record